Molecule: messenger RNA, 5083 nt
Organism: Triplophysa dalaica
Lineage: Eukaryota; Metazoa; Chordata; Actinopteri; Cypriniformes; Nemacheilidae
Gene: diaph3
Product: diaphanous-related formin 3
Exons: 28
Biological process (GO): actin filament polymerization; actin cytoskeleton organization
Cellular component (GO): actin filament; cytoplasm
Molecular function (GO): actin binding; microtubule binding; small GTPase binding
Source: RefSeq, a predicted model, not a curated record
GAUUACUGGUAAAGGCGUCGCUGACAUUCCUUUGCUGUACAAAUCAAGAUUUUUUAUUCGUUGGACUAUCUGAACAAACGUUCAACAUUUGAAAUUCUCUUUGUUGCGACUUUGUUGAGCAUUGUGUAAACACUUUAACAGAACCGAUAGUUUGAUACGGGUGUUGGUGAGAUCUUAAGAGCUCGAAAUUGGAUUAACGUCGUUAGUCGCCUAAUAUCAACUAGUAACAGGCGAAUGUGUCUCGUGUAUCAUCGCUCGCAAACGUCAAUUUAACCCGAGCUCGCGCUUCCCGCUCUCGACGGUCAAUAGAAGGUUUUUACCUCAGAAAUAGCAUGAUCCCUUAAACCUUUAUUAAACGCCGUAACCUUGGUAGAAAUACUUGUAACGUACAGCUUCAACUUGACAUGGAGAAUUACCACCAGUCGCGACAUGACAGCUCCAGCAAUGGAAAAAUGCUUCGGAAAAAGGGAUUUGGAACUGGAAUUUCUUCGCUCGGUAGUUCAGAUGACGGAGACAAAAAGACAAAGUUUCACUUAAACAUCAGAACACUUACCGAUGAUGUGUUGGACAGGUUUUCCAGCAUCCGGAUUCCUGGCAGUAAAAAGGAACGUCCUCACCUGUCCCACAUGGCCAAGAACUCUUCUUCAGGUGACUGGUCUACCCCCUCUGAAUUUGAGGACCUCUCUUCAAGGAUCACAUCCGAGAAGGAAAUCCUGGCCCUCUUUGAGAAAAUGAUGGAGGAUAUGAACCUUAAUGAGGAAAAGAAAACACCACUCAGAGAGAAGGACUUAAGCACGAAACGGGAGAUGGUCCUUCAGUACAUCAUCACAGCUGCGAAAACCGGGAGUCUGAGGAGCAGCAGUCAGAUCUCUCCUCAGGAGUUUCUAAGUGAGCUGAAAGGGGGAGCCACAGAUGAGAGACUAUUUGCCUGCCUGGACUCGCUCAGAGUGUCUCUGACCAGCAACCCAGUCAGCUGGGUGCAGAGUUUUGGCCAUGAGGGACUGGGAUUCCUGCUGGAUAUACUGGAGAGGCUUGUGCACAAAAAACACCAAGAAAAGUUGGACAAGAAGAAUCAGCACAAAGUCAUUCAGUGUCUCAAGGCCUUUAUGAACAACAAGUAUGGACUGGAGCGGAUUCUAGGAGAGGAGAACAGUCUGGCACUUUUGGCCAGAGCCAUGGACCCUUGUCAACCGGCCAUGAUGACCGAUGUUGUCAAACUUCUCUCUGCAAUCUGCAUCGUGGGAGAAGAGAACACUUUGGAGAAAGUCCUUGAAGCCAUCACCACGGCAACAGAGAGAAAAGGGGUAGCCCGCUUCAGUCCUAUCGUCCAAGGCCUUAGCGAUCGCUCGGUGCAGCUACAGGUGGCCUGUAUGCAGCUCAUCAAUGCCCUCGUAACAUCUCCUGAUGAGUUGGACUUCAGGCUUCACAUCCGUAAUGAAUUUAUGCGCUGCGGCCUGCGAGAGAUCCUGCCGAGCCUGAACACCAUUAGAAAUGACGCUCUGGAUAUCCAGCUAAAGGUUUUUGAGGAACACAAGGAGGAGGACAUGAUUGAGUUCUCCCAUCGUCUGGAGGACAUCAGAAGUGAACUGGAUGAUAUCGGGGAUGUAUUCAAUGUUUUAUACUCCUCUGUGAAGGACACAAACGCAGAGAGUUAUUUCCUUUCCAUACUGCAACACCUGCUGCUGAUCAGGAACGAUUAUUUCACACGGCCUCAGUAUUUUAAGAUCAUAGAGGAAUGUGUCUCUCAAAUCAUUCUCCAUCGUAAUGGCACGGAUCCUGACUUCACCUACCGCAAACGUCUGGAUGUGGACUUCAGUCACCUGUUAGAGGCGUGUGUGGAUAAAGCCAGGGCAGAGGAAUUUGAACAGAGAGCUUCUGAGUUGGCUCAGAAGUUGGAUGAAGAGUUCAUGGCAAGACAGGAAGCUCAGGCGCACUUAUCGAAGAGAGAAGAGAAGAUCAAUGAGCUGGAGGCUGAACUUCAGGCUUAUAGAAACCAGGUAUCUAAGCUUUCUCUCUUUUGAUCCAGGCCUUGUCUUCAACCGGCUCAUCCUCAUUUCCACUUCGCCCCACCUCCUCCGCCCUCUCUUUCUGGGGCUCCAGUUCCCCCACCUCCUCCACCUCCACCGCCGCCUCCCAGCUGUGCCUCCAUGCCCGGGAUGCCUCCGCCUCCUCCUCCUCUGGGUCUGCUUGGCCUGGCAGCUGCCUCCAACCAACAAAUGUUGCCUUUCGGCCUGAGACCCAAGAAGGAAUUCAAGCCUGAAACUUCCACGAAGCGCCUCAACUGGUCCAAGAUCUCACCCCAGGAGAUGUCCGAGAGCUGUUUUUGGAUCACCGUCAGUGAGGAUCGUUACGAGAACAAUGAGGUUCUCAGCAGACUGGCCCUCACCUUCAGCACACAGAAAGCCGUUCGAAGAGAGGAGGAAGACCUGGAGGAGAAGAAAUCCAUCAAGAAGAGAGUGAAAGAACUGAAAGUGCUGGACCCAAAGAUAGCGCAGAACCUCUCCAUUUUCUUGGGGUCUUUCCGUAUGCCCUACGAGGAGAUCAAGAGAAUGAUUUUAGAGGUGGACGAAGACCAGCUGACUGAGCCCAUGAUCCAGAACCUUGUGAAGCACCUGCCGGAACACGAGCAGCUAAAUGCACUGGUCAAGUACAAGAGUGAUUAUGACAACCUAUCUGAACCAGAGCAGUUUGGAGUUGUUAUGAGCAGCGUAAAGCGUCUGAAGCCCAGACUGAACUCCAUCCUGUUCAAGCUGCAGUUUGAGGAGCAGGUGAAUAACUUGCGUCCCGAUAUAAUGGCGGUGAACGCCGCCUGUGACGAAAUGAGGAAGAGCAAAGCCUUCAGCAGGCUGCUGGAACUCGUUCUGCUCAUGGGGAACUUCAUGAACGCCGGCUCAAGGAACGCCCAGUCUUUUGGCUUCAACCUCAGCUCGCUCUGCAAGCUGAAGGACACUAAAUCGGCAGAUCAGAAGUCCACUCUGCUGAACUUCCUGGCAGAGACGUGUGAGGAGAAAUUCCCUGAAGUGCUCAAGUUUGUAGAGGAUCUACAGCAUGUUGAUCGGGCUAGUCGAGUGUCAGCAGAAAACAUGGAGAAGAGUUUGAGACAGAUGGAGUUACAUCUGCUGCAGUUGGAGAAGGAUCUGGAAACUUUCAGCUCUACAGAUGACCAGGACCUUUUCCACAGCAAGAUGGCAAGUUUCUCUACACAAGCGAGAGAUCAGUACCAGAAGCUGGUGAUCAUGAAUAGCAACAUGGUGACUCUCUAUCUCAACAUGCUGGAGUAUUUUGCCAUCGACCCCAAGAAGACCUCAGUGGACGAACUCUUUACCGACCUCAGCAACUUCAGAGCCAUGUUUAUGCAAGCAGUGAAGGAGAAUGGAAAGAGAAAAGAGGCGGAGGAGAAGCAAAGAAGGGCGAGGGCAGCCAAAGAGAAGGCCGAGCGAGAGAAACAGGAGAGGCAGAUGAAGAAGAAGAGAUUGCUGGAGGUCAACACAGAGAACGAUGAGACCGGAGUGAUGGAUUGUCUGCUAGAGGCACUGCAGUCUGGAGCCGCUUUCAGGGACCGCCGAAAAAGAGCACCCAGACCCCGAGAUCAACCAACUCAGCGGCUCAGCAUGAGUCCACACAGACCUGUACUGAAAGCCUACAACCAUGAAAACAUGAAAGCACCUCUGCAAAGGUCACGGUCGCGGCAGAAUAUCAAUUUCAGCUCGACACGAGCACCCACUGCCAAGGAGCCUCAUUACGAGAGCGAAGCCCAUUCGUCUGCAGCCCACAGAGCGACCCACCGGCCCGACAAGGAGAGAGAGAAAGACAAAGAGAAAGCGAGAGAACGAGAGAAGGAAAAAGAACAAACUCCACAGCUUUGUUCAUCCAAUGGCGACACGGACGUGGAGGCUUUGCUCGCUCGCCUGCGUGCCCUGUGAUGACAUCACCACCUCAUGUACCACCAGCUUCACUUUGACCUCUGUGGUCGCUAUGGUGACAAGGGGGUUUAGGUCACCUUUAGCUAAUAAAUGCUGUCAGGUUGUUACACACACACACACCCACAGGAAAAGUCUUAACAAUUAACCUUUCCCAUUGGCUUUCUCUGACCUUUUACCUCUAACAACAGACGUGUUGUCCACAGGAGUCAUUGUGCUGAUCUGUUGCAGGUUUAAAACCUGAAGCUUUAGUCGUCUCUGUCUUUUAUUAAGCACCUAAUUACUGGACAGUUUCGAAUGACCUUUGGACUAAGCACUUGUCUUUUUUUAAAGUAUAAAAUAGAGCAAUUAUAAGUCUUUAAAACGCUUUAGCCGCUUCCUAAAGAUGACGCAUGGGCAUGCGUAUUUUCACAGCCGUAGAUGCUCUUUGAGUGAGGACCGAGCAAAUUUAUCAAAUCAUUCCUUUUCUCGUUCCUUAGAGCAUCACGUAGCUUUAACCUGCAUGUGCAAUUGUUAUAAAAAUGAAUCUGUAUUUGUUUUUUGUUCAUGUAAUCUAAUGUUUUAUUAUGCAUGAAAGUCUUUAUACAUUAGAUUAUCAGUAUACGUCAAUAUAUUUUUUCUGUUUUUGAAUGAUAAAGUACAUGUUGGUCUUGUCACCUUGCAAAAGCUGGUACUAUGCAAACACAGCGGUUCUAUAUUGUAAAAGCAUCUGAAAGAAAAUCUCUGAGAGUAUUUGCACAAUACCUGACUGAUAUAAUGCACACUCCUACUCUUCACACUUAUUCUUCAAUCUGCUCUUCUGAAAUGUACCCUGUAUAGCGUUUCCUUUUUCUGUGUCUCGUAUUGUCUGACAUUCAAUUGUUCGCUUUGCAUAUGUUAGUCCGUUUGAUUUGUCUCUCGUAUGUGCACGUUUUUUUCAUGUGUAAUUGUCAGGUUUUCACAUUCCUCCUCAUGAUGUUUUGUGUUGCGCUGUUGCUGAUGUGAUUUUCCUCUUUACUGCUCUCAAUCAGGCAUGACAUCAGGAUGAGAUUACCUAUGAAAUCACAUCCCGCUCACAUCACCUCUUUUUAUUCCUUGAAAUUGCAUUCCUGUUACUUAUAGACGUUAUUGGGGGAAAAUUCUUUCGGUGAAAUGUUUCAAAUAAACUAAGUGAAAGAACUCCA